Gymnogyps californianus (California condor) is the source of this 1259-nucleotide messenger RNA. RefSeq names its product NIMA related kinase 6 (gene NEK6). The coding region runs from base 105 to 1049 and encodes 314 amino acids. NCBI's taxonomy places the organism in Eukaryota, Metazoa, Chordata, Aves, Accipitriformes, Cathartidae. Gene Ontology annotation, molecular function: protein kinase activity; ATP binding. The record is from RefSeq and is a predicted model, not a curated record. The transcript is spliced from 10 exons. Gene Ontology annotation, biological process: protein phosphorylation.
CCCCUCUCCCCACCCCUCCGCGCCCCCUCCGGGACGGGCACCGGCGCUUCUCCGCCGCCUCGCCGGCCGCAGCAGAACUGUGAGGCAGAGUUUGGUAUGGUACCAUGGAAGGGCAGCAUAACCAUCCACAUCAUCUAGGGGACCAGAAUAACCCUCUUUGCAAGCUGCCGGGGCAGGAAUACCAGCAUGAUCCUCAGAGACAUUUAACGUCAUACCCAUAUCGCUGCACAUUGGCAGAUUUUCAGAUAGAGAAAAAGAUUGGACGAGGACAAUUCAGCGAAGUUUACAAAGCAACUUGUCUUCUGGACAGAAAACCUGUGGCAUUAAAGAAAGUUCAGAUUUUUGAAAUGAUGGAUGCCAAGGCUAGGCAAGAUUGCAUUAAAGAAAUUGACCUCUUGAAGCAACUGAACCACCCCAAUAUAAUUAAGUAUUUGGAUUCUUUUAUUGAAGACAAUGAACUUAACAUUGUCCUGGAACUGGCCGACGCUGGUGAUCUCUCUCAGAUGAUUAAGUAUUUUAAAAAGCAGAAACGGUUAAUCCCGGAAAGGACGGUGUGGAAAUAUUUUGUGCAGUUAUGCAGUGCAGUUGAACACAUGCACUCCCGCAGGGUGAUGCACAGAGACAUAAAACCAGCCAACGUGUUUAUAACAGCCACAGGGGUGGUGAAGCUGGGAGAUCUUGGAUUAGGCCGUUUUUUUAGUUCUAAAACCACUGCAGCACAUUCCUUAGUGGGAACUCCAUACUAUAUGUCCCCAGAAAGAAUACAUGAAAACGGCUAUAACUUUAAAUCUGAUAUCUGGUCUUUGGGCUGUUUAUUGUAUGAGAUGGCAGCUCUUCAGAGUCCUUUCUAUGGAGAUAAAAUGAACCUGUUUUCUCUUUGCCAAAAAAUAGAGCAAUGUGACUACCCACCUCUUCCAGCUGAACAUUAUUCUGAAAAGCUGCGGGAGCUGGUCAGCAUGUGCAUAUACCCUGAUCCAGAUCAAAGACCUGACAUUGGUUACGUGCACCAAAUAGCAAAACAAAUGCAUGUUUGGACCUCCAGCACAUGAACCAUCUGCAGACGCUCUCAAGGAGCCAGCGCAGCUCAGUCUUACUUGAAUUUUUUUUCUCAGAUGAAACCGACUGGUGCCUAGUCACACAAGUGAGAGGGUUGAGCACUCGUAGCAAGAUGCUCCAUUAUUUCUGCAGGUUAUUUGACAAGGACUCUGACAAGGUGGUCAUGCUUUAAAGUGAAGAUUCUGUGAGGUAUUGCAAGUGAU